GAGAGCGCGCACGGAUCAGCGGAGCCGCUGUUAUCACCGUUAAUAACUGUCUACUCUCGUCACUCACGUCCCGACCACGGCGCUCCGGGGCCGGAGCAGGGCAGAGCAGAGCCGGGCAGGGCAGAGCAGAGCCGGGCUGCGGUGCAGGAGCACCGCUGGGGCCGAAACACACGCAAGUUAGUGUUGCUGCGAGGCGGUCGGCCGUGAACGCACCCCCGGCCGUGAAAGCAGCACCGGCCGUGAACGCACCACCAGGUCGCCGCUCGGCCGAGGCUCGCUGUGUAUGUGAUGGGUCCUGACGGGGGAGACCCGCCGCCCCGCCAGCCCCGAAGGUGUACCUGUGAAAGCCUUUGAUGAAGUCUCCUCGAGGAUCAGAUGGACACUGAAACGGUGACGUUUGGCUUGUGUUUAUGGUCCCUGCUCUGAGAACUCGGCCACUUCGGGAGCACAAACCUCAGAUACCUCGAGCAUCAGUUGCCGUUCCCGGGAUUUUUCAUCUCGUUGACGUUGCCAGUCCUCCGGGAAAAGUGAUGGAGACGGAGGAGAAGGAGCCGGUCUCACAGAAGCUUACGGCAGGAACUAAAGUGGAGAAGGAGGAGGAUCUCUCCUCGAGCCACGCCUGCGGGGUGUGCGGGCGCAGCUUUCCCCUGCUCAGCUCCCUGUCUCAGCACAUGAGACGACACACCCGGGAGAAGCCGUACAAGUGUCCCUACUGCGAGCACCGGACGGCUCAGAAGGGCAGUCUCAAGGUUCAUGUUCGAAGCCAUAAACUGGGGCUGUUGAGCCGUAACCUCGCCGACAAAGAGGUGGGAGAUGAGGGGCAGAAGAGUGAAGCCAACGCACAAGACAGCCCCGAGCUCAUCAGCCCGUCGGACAAGGCUCAUGCUGUCAACGGCAAAGUGAAGAAGAAAAUUGGAAAGAGGAAAAUCAAGGGUAAAGAGGGCGGAGAGGGGGGUGACGCGGCGGACUCGGGGCCGUUUUGCUGUGCCAUUUGUGGGCAGGUCUUUCCUCAGGUGUUACUCCUUAAGUCGCACAUGAAACGGCACCGCGGCUCCCAGGAUCACGGAUGCCGCAUCUGCGGACGCCGCUUCCGCCAAGCGUGGUUCCUCCAAAGUCACAUGCGCAUUCACCAGGCCAAAGCCCAGCUGCGUGGCGGCAGGGGCAACGAGCAGCCUGCCACCAUCAACGGGGCUCCUCAGGACCCGGCGGCCCUGGUAGGGGAAGAGUGCCUGUACGAGCUCUGCGCCGCAUGCGGCAACUUCUUCCACGACCGCAAGGCGCUCCGGGUUCACGAAAAGCUGCAUAAACUCAACCACGGCCGCGCUCAGAACCCGCCGCCUGAAGAGGCCCAAACCUCGGAGUGGCGCGUUGACAAGAAGCGGUUUUUGGAAAGCCUGAAUCUCACAUGCGCCAGAUCCAAGGGGACGCCGGAGGAGAGGAGUCUGGGCAGCCGGAUUCCAGAGCUGGACCCAGUUUGCAGCUACCAAACGUGGCAGUUAGCCACGCGGGGGCGGCUGGUGGAGGCCACAGAGAAGUGUCUGGGGUGGCAGGAACGGCUGGCUGACGCGGAGGUGGCGUACGACACGGAGAAGGGCGAGUACGUGCCGCUGAGGCAGGAGAAGAAGAGGAAGCAGGUCGACGCCUCCAACGCCGCGGUUAAGAAGAAAAAGGGCGACGCCGGCCUGGAGCGCACGCCCAACACCCUGAGCCACGGUAAGGCCGGGGACAAAAAGAAGGACCGCAUCCUGCUGAACGGACUGGGACACGCCUUUUACGAGGCGCUACAAACCAAGCAGGUCCAGGACGGUCACGUCUCAUCUAAAGUGAACAAGAACGGGGGCCGUCCAGAGCCGGAAGACAGGAAGUCCUACCUCUGUGAGCACUGUGAUUUCCAGACCGUUGACGCCUCGCUGCUCAGCUCUCACCAGCACGCCCGACACCCGGGCCCCCCCGGCAGGCACAGCACCGCCCUGGACCCCAUGAGCAGCAGCGGCCCCAAAGCCUCCAGAUACAUGGACUACCUCAGGAGCAGGAGCGUGUUGCUCAGCCAGCCGUACUGGAACCCCUACGUAGACCCUCCCGCUCUCCCGGCCCCGGCCCCGGCGCUGGCAGAGGCCAAGGUUAAGGUGGAGACAUCAGGCGUGGGGGGGUAUGCUGCCGUCGACGCUGCUGGUCUCCUCAAUCUCUCCUCGUCGCCCGUUGCCCCCAUCGCGGCUGAAGGUCCGGUAAAAACGGAGGGUCUGGUCCGGCACCAGUGCCCGUACUGCUCCCACACCACCAACUACCCUGAGGUGCUGUGGAUCCACCAGCGUGUUGCUCAUAGGGUCGACGGCAGCAGCUCCAUGGCCCCCAAGUGGGCCCCCAGCAUAAACAGUCUCAAGAGCUCCAAGGCGGUGGGCUCUCAGUGGCGACGGACGGGGCCGCCGCCGUUCCUGGAAGGCAAGGACUGUCCAGCUUUACCCGCCCCCCGAACGCACCGCACGCAGCCUCCCGGCGCCGCCGCCCACGGCAGCAGCAAGCACCAAGCAACCCGGUCCAAGCACCUGCCCAAGGACCCGAGUCCCUCAGACGGGACGCCGUCCGGCGGGAAGACCUACCUCCAAGCUCAGCGGAAGACUGGUGAGCCCAAACCAGCAGCGGAGGGCGGGAGUAAAGGCCCCAGCGCCCAGACGGGUUCGUCCAACAGGUCCGUGCACGCCAAGGGGCUCCACAAGCCCAGAGCACCCCAGCACCGAGGCAACGCGGCGCCCGUGGAGGGAAGCUUCCCCCAGGAGGGUCUGGGUUUCAUACUGGCACGGAACCACGGGGGAGCUCCGUCCAACGCCGCCGCAGACAGACUGCACCCGCGCAGGCAGGCGGCCGACUUCCCCUCAGCGCCCAAGGGUUCGGAUCUUUGGGCCGCCAUGAACAUGUGGAGGCUGCACGGCGGGAAAGCUUACGUGGACCCGCUCCUCUUUGCUCAGGGAAAGACUGACUCGGCAGGGGAAGUGCCGGUGGACUUUGAUGUUUUGAGUCUCCUGAAGAAUUACAGUCCCCACGAUCUGGCUGCUCUGUAUCAGCACUGGGGCUUCGUUGAUCCCAGGCUCGGCCCACAAGCCGUGCUGCAGGUGAACGGAAGCUUUGCAAGUGAAGUCCGAUCCUCCUCAGAAGCGUCCAAACAAAUGAGCAGCCGCUCCUCCACAUCCUCAGGGUCUCUCCACAAAGGAACGUGAGGAGCAGCGGAUUCCCCGGCGGUCCCGGCUCGCACAAUCUUAACUGUUGAACGAAGCAGCCUGUUGUUGGAGAAGGCGGCCGUGACUGAGGAGGCGCCGGACGAUGCGCGGCGUACGCAGCGAGGCAGCGGUGACCUCAUUAACACGUCGGCGCGCGCCUCUCGUCUCUUUCCAGUGUAGAUACGUUAGCUAAUGAAACACAGCCAUAGGUUUGGAAAUGUUUCUUGGAGACGAGGCAGAAUAAAUGUAAAAAAAUGAUGUUUUAGUGCCACACUCCGGGUGGACAUGAAAUGUGAGGCCGCAGCGGAGCGGCGAGGAGAAGAGAGCGUCAAACCCCCAAAUACCAAAUGUUAUAGAGGCUCGAGCUUCAGAAACAAAGCCAUCAUCCAAGUGUGCUAUUACCGUCUGUACAUCAAAUCCUUGAGUUUGUAGGUUCUGUUUAUGGUUUUCUUUUGUGAACAGUAUUAUUUUUGUCUACACGUGCACGAUCCUGAGAUGCACGGCGGCUAGAGAACUCACCAGCGUGGACUUGUCCGGCUGCGUCCUCCACGGACGUAGCUGCGUUUGCAGGACGUCUUUAAUUGUAUCUAACAGUAGAUAAAGUCUGGACUCUCAGGUCGGUACCAAGUUUGACUGACCCGGAGGCCCAGAAAUGAAAAAUAGCUGACAUUAGUGCCAAUAAGUGUAGCUGGUCUGUUGAAAAGUCAGAAAAAAAAACCCUGCUGCAGAAAUGAAAACGGGACAUUCAGUAUUUGGCCCGUAGUUUCGGUCCCGUCUCUACCGUGAACGUUCGACGGCGUGCUCGUGAUGUAACAGUUUAUCUUGUUCUGUCCAAGUAGGAACUGUAGUGAUGAUUUAUACCGAUGUGGCACUUCAGCGUUUGAUGGCUCGUCUCAUCCCCACCUGAUUUCACGUUGUUCGUGUGCAGCUUUGUUUAGUAUGUUUGUGUUAUACUUGGUGUCCAGUGUUCACUUCCCCCCUCAGGAAUAAUCCAGGUCACCCGACAAAAAGCCAUCAGGUUCUCGGGAGGAUCCAGAGAAUACGUCUCGACUGUGAUCUGUGUAGUUUCUUUCUGUCUUUCUUUUCUUUAAUGAUGUAAAAUAUAGUUUAAUUAAAUGGGUUUUUUGUUUUCUAAGGGUGGAAUAUAAACACUCUUGAGUACUUGAUAUCUGUAGUUAGAAAACGUUAAUAAAAUGAAUUUUUCUGUAACACUUAAGGUGGAACUGCAGAGUUCCCGGGGACACGUGCUCCUGCAGCAGGUAUCAUUCAAGCUGUUAUUACAUUUUACAGCAAUUUCCUGUUAAUAUGCAAAUGAGGACAGUUGGACAGGAAGCAGCCGCUGACAGCCAGGCGGAGGUUUUUAUGCAAGCCCGAACUUUUAUGCAAACUUUAAAGUUGAACAUUUUUGUGACAAUGUAGUUGAUGAAUAUGUUGCUAUCAGAAUUUAUAUUUUCACCAAGUCUAUAGUUUGACUGUAAAAUGGUUCAAAUAAAGUUGGUUGAUGUUGA
Messenger RNA from Cololabis saira (Pacific saury), 4720 nucleotides. Its product is annotated as zinc finger protein 516-like. The record is from RefSeq and is a predicted model, not a curated record. Lineage: Eukaryota; Metazoa; Chordata; Actinopteri; Beloniformes; Belonidae. Gene Ontology annotation, biological process: regulation of DNA-templated transcription. The coding region runs from base 411 to 3212 and encodes 933 amino acids. Gene Ontology annotation, molecular function: DNA-binding transcription factor activity, RNA polymerase II-specific; RNA polymerase II cis-regulatory region sequence-specific DNA binding. The transcript is spliced from 5 exons. Gene Ontology annotation, cellular component: nucleus.